This is a messenger RNA of Fraxinus pennsylvanica, 552 nucleotides long. The record is from the annotation of a GenBank genome assembly. NCBI's taxonomy places the organism in Eukaryota, Viridiplantae, Streptophyta, Magnoliopsida, Lamiales, Oleaceae.
AUGGCAGACGUGAAAGCAGAACACGUUUCUACCGUAAAACGCAAGACCGAUACCCCAGAAUCCAUCGGCGAAACUCUAGACAAAGAAGAACAUGAAGCCGAUUCCAUCAAGAAGCGAAAGCUCGAAACCCCCUCAUGCAAUGACGCCUUUUCAUGUGCUGCGGAUGAGAAAAACCCCGACUUAAAGCAACAUCAUAACACUUCUCAUCACGAAGAUGAAGAAGAGGAUGAUGACGAUGAUCAAGAAGAUUACGAAGGUGAAGAAGACAAACAGUCGGAUGGUGAAGAAGCAAUUCUUAAUGGUAAGGGGAAGGGUAAGGGGAUUGUGAGGGAUGAUAAAGGGAAAGGGAAAUUGAUUGAGGAAUCCGAUCAUGAUGAUGAUGAUUCCAGUGAUGAUUGUGAAAGUGAAUUGUCUGGUUUUGAUAGUGAUCUGGCGGAUGAUCCGCUUGCCGAGGUCGAUUUGGAUAAUAUUCUGCCUUCCAGGACACAACGGAGUGCUAUUCAACCUGGAUUCCAUAUCUCCGAUGAUCGCAACCAGGGUAGUGAUGCUUAA